AUGGCGGCGCAUGCUAAGGUUAUCUGCGUAGAUGAUGCUUGCGCCCACGCGGACGACUCUCUUCAAAGAGGUAUUGUACAGCGCACACACACCGAUGUUGAUAGCCACGAACCCGAUCCGCAAAGAGACUACCACGAAAACAUUACUUGUGACGUAUCAAUCAGUAUUUUCGAUUAUGCUUUGUUCCUACGGUCAGGCAUCCCGCCCAAAGAUUCCGUUCUCAUAACAUGGCAGACUCAGUUGAGAACGGAGCUGAUACCGGAGUCCAAACUAAUAUUACUCGAUCGGCCCUUUAUUAUCGGAGAUACUGUCAAGCGACACUUGAGAGACCACAUGGCCGGGAUGGUGAUAACCUAUGCUACGUUCUGCACACUGAUCCCGAGCGAAGGCAUGCUCAACGGGGACUACGCCGGUAGUAUCGAUAAGAAGUUCAUCCGACAGGUGCCGGCAAAAGAGCUAAAAAACGUACACAAAUUUCGAGAAGGAGAUUUAGUUGUGUAUCACGACUGGCUCGGCUUAAUUGAAGAUUGUGAAGACACAGUUACAAUACGUCUAUGCAACAACAGCGUGGUAACCAUCGAGACUCCGGAGGAAUUGGGAUCUCACGCCCUUGGUGAUCGCUUUAGUACUGGUGACUCUGUCUCGGCGAAGAAAGGUUGCCUGCGGCGAGGUCGGUGGAUUUUUGGCGCCUAUGACCCCAACAUUGAACCUAAAGGUAUCAUAGUCGACACAUCAACAAUAAGUCUUAGUAUUAGUUGGCUUUGCAGAAGACUUCGAUCUGCAAGUCUUGAUGCCACACUUGAAACCUUUCAAGCAAUCAACGAGCCUUCGGAAGUACUGAGCGGGGAUGAUCUCGAAGAUGUAGUGAGCUAUGACUGCCAGUACCCUCAGACGCCUGGCCCACAUCACCACGACGGGUACCAGCAUGAUGAUCUACACCUUGGGGAGAGGGUGCGAUUCAAAGAUCUUACUGGAGCAGCGCCACAGGGCAAGCUACAACGCUUUGACAUCAACGUCCUACUCGUGACAGAAACGCGUACACAUGUUAAAGUCCUCUGGCAAGAUUAUACGAUCACGGAAGAACUAAGUACCGACUUAAUUCCUGACUCUAAUUUCGACCUUGAGAAUGAAGUGUGGCCCGGUGAUGUGGUUUGUACAACGGAGUCCAAGACUGAGCCCACGGAAGGCGAGCCAGACUGGGGCAACCGGCCCAAGAGAAUUGGUGUAGUUCAGGCGGUACAACCCGUGGACAGAAUUGCCUCAGUGAAGUGGUUCGCUGAUUCUGAGGUCCGGAUUCUGAAUAACGAUAUCAUGCCUGGCUAUCGUCUGGGUGAGCUCUCGGCAAAUGCAGAAGACGUCAGUAUGUAUGAUAUUCAAGCAACGCCUGGGUUAAAUCGCAGCCGAGGAGACAUUGUAAUGAUCCACUCGGGGUUUAUACCUGCGGAAACGGGUAUCGAAUGGCUUGGGGAAGUUGUCGACAUCCGACUAGAUGGCAAAUAUAUAGUUCGUCUUGGUCUUGCACAGCCGCCUCGAGAGGUAACUCUGGGUAUUCAAGACGUAACGCUGGCAUAUUCACGUCUGCUGGACUCAGAUGACCACGGAUCUGGGUAUUUAUCUGACACAACAUACGAUUCUUACUUUACCGAAGAUGAACACAUGCAAGAUACCUUCAGCGACGGCGAGUAUUUCGACAUGUGGUAUGAGAAUGAGGACGGUACGCGAGCUACUGUAGAUGACAGUGGAGACGGCUGGACUACCGAGGACGAUACAGAAUCAGUCGACGAAGAAGGAGAUGUUGCGAUGAGAUCAACUAAACCCAGGUCUGAGCGCGAACACGACAUGGCUGAUGUCCAUCUACGAUCGGACUCAGAACCAAAAGGGCAUUCAAAUACUUCCCAUGAUACCGAUUUACAAUCAGCUACAAGCCCAGAGCUCUCCUCGCAAGUGAAUGCCCCGCCAUCAUUUAAGAUCCUUGAAGGCUCUCCUCCAUCGAAUCACCACUACCUCUCCCAACCACUAGUCAUGACUUCUCCCGUUCGAAUGCGUCGGAUUCUAAAAGAACACAAGAUUUUGCGCUCUUCACUCCCAGAAGGCAUCUUUGUGCGCACGUGGGACACUCGCCUCGAUCUAGUCCGCGUGCUGAUUGUCGGUCCCGUAGACACGCCUUACGAAUACGCUCCUUUCAUAGUCGACUUUCACUUCACAAACUCUUAUCCCUCGGACUCUCCCCAGGCUUUCUUCAAUUCUUGGACCAAUGGAUCUGGUCCUGUCAAUCCAAACCUCUACGAAGAUGGUAAGAUCUGUCUAUCGCUUUUAGGGACGUGGCACGGCGAUGAGAAACAUGAAAAUUGGAGUCCUGCUCGAUCAACGUUCCUGCAAGUCCUUGUGAGUCUACUAGGACUCGUGCUGGUGAAAGAACCAUACUACAAUGAAGCAGGCUACGAGAGCCGAGCAGGGACUGAGGAAACAACAAUCGCCUCGAAGCGAUACUCUGAACGUGCUUAUUUCCGCUCUCAAGGGUUUAUUGUCCAUGCACUCACACACCCGGUCAGCGGCUUCGAAGACGUGAUUCAAUGGCUCUACCUCGAUACCGAGCCCGGUAGUCCAAAGCUCCUAGACCACGCAAUCGAGGCAUGCAGAAAAGCCAUCACGGAAAGCGAGGCGGCAGAAUCUCCAUUGGAGGUCGAUGGAUUGCGGAAGAUAAGUGCGGGCGCCGUCAUUCAGCUUCGGCGGCAGCUGGACUCUUUGGAGAAGCUCAGGGCGUAG
Pseudovirgaria hyperparasitica is the source of this 2766-nucleotide messenger RNA. RefSeq lists its product as uncharacterized. The record is from RefSeq and is a predicted model, not a curated record. NCBI's taxonomy places the organism in Eukaryota, Fungi, Ascomycota, Dothideomycetes, Acrospermales, Acrospermaceae. The transcript has 4 exons. The coding region runs from base 1 to 2766 and encodes 921 amino acids.